Messenger RNA from Anisakis simplex (herring worm), 279 nucleotides. The record is from the annotation of a GenBank genome assembly. NCBI's taxonomy places the organism in Eukaryota, Metazoa, Nematoda, Chromadorea, Rhabditida, Anisakidae.
AAAUUAAGACGCGUACUAACAGAUAAAAUCUUUUCGUUCUUCACAACGCAAAUGAAAAAAGAUCGAAUUAAAUAUUCCGAGUUCUACAAGGGUUAUUCACUUUAUUUCAAAGAAGCGCUAUGCGUGGAACAAGAUCAAAAUGUUAAGGAACAAAUCGCAUCGUUGUUACUAUUUGAGUCAUCCAAUAUGAAACCUGGAGUGAAGACAAGUAUGGGUGAAUAUGUGGCUCGUAUGCAGGAAAAUCAGAAAAACAUUUACUACCUCUUUGCGCCGAAGUAA